Microstroma glucosiphilum is the source of this 507-nucleotide messenger RNA. RefSeq lists its product as hypothetical. The transcript has 2 exons. The coding region runs from base 1 to 507 and encodes 168 amino acids. Lineage: Eukaryota; Fungi; Basidiomycota; Exobasidiomycetes; Microstromatales; Microstromataceae. The record is from RefSeq and is a predicted model, not a curated record.
AUGUCCGACUCAGCUCGUUCCUCUGUGCCCGACAACACCCUUCCUGCGGGAGAAGAAGAUAAUGAGACGAGGGGUCACAACGCUCCUUCCCCCGGCGAAUCCUUGGCAGCCGAGCUUGAGGAGCUGGCACUUCAGGCCCCUCUGCAAGACCCACGCAGCAUCUCUGCUGUGGCCAAUCUGGAAAACAGAGUAGCAGCGAUGGCUCUCCGUAGGGCUAUAGCUGUUACAGAAUCUCAAGCAGAGGAAGGCAAUCAAGAGGUGGCAGAAGCAAGGCCAGCAGAAGAGGGUGACGUGGGAGGCGAAGCAGGCGGAGAAAGGGCUGAUCAAGCAGGUGACGGAAGAGACGAGCGGGUUGGGUCGAAAAAGGGGAGAGGACGAAGCGGAGGAGAAAGGGCGGAAUCAUCAAGAUCAGGACGACGUAAGGGGGUAGCCAACGCCGAGCUGGGAAGAAUGGCCCGUUUCGCUCAUCUGAGGCGCAAGAAGAAGAAGAUCAAGAAGGAGAAGUGA